Ascoidea rubescens DSM 1968 is the source of this 1422-nucleotide messenger RNA. RefSeq names its product glucose-induced degradation complex subunit FYV10 (gene FYV10). NCBI's taxonomy places the organism in Eukaryota, Fungi, Ascomycota, Saccharomycetes, Ascoideales, Ascoideaceae. The transcript is spliced from 3 exons. The annotation marks the transcript as partial. Gene Ontology annotation, molecular function: ubiquitin-protein transferase activity. The record is from RefSeq and is a predicted model, not a curated record. Gene Ontology annotation, biological process: proteasome-mediated ubiquitin-dependent protein catabolic process. Gene Ontology annotation, cellular component: GID complex; nucleus; cytoplasm.
CUCAGAGUAAUCAUGUCUGAUCCACUGGUAGAUUUCCUUAUCCAACUAAAUCAGGACAAGUUUAAGAUUCCUUUGGAACUUUGCAAGAAGAACUUCAAAGAUAUCCAGAGAAUCCAGGAAAAAGAGAUCAGCACUAUUGAUAAAACCCAGCUAGAGUACAACAAAAAAAAAAAGAAGACCAAGAAAGGAAGCCACCUCCAGCUUCAAAUUAAUAAUGUUGAUAAUUUAAUUAGAAAUCUUGAGAAUUUUGAAAAAAAACUAUCCAACAAACUAGUCUUUCAAAACGACUAUAUGAGCAGGAUUGAGGCAAGAAUUCAAAGUUUUAAUGAAUUAAAACAGAUCAAAACAAACGAGCCAAUAUCUAAAAACUUAAUCACUGGUGACAGCAAAGAUUAUCACUACAAUUUCAACAAAGAUUCUAACCCAAAGAAAAAUGAACAUAAACCUGAAAAUGAAAAUUCGGUUAAUGCUGCCUUGUUAUUUAUAAGAGAGAAAAACCUCUUUGAUCAAAUCGAUUACGAUCCCAUUAUUAAAGUUAACUUAAUUUCUAACGAUAUUUUAGUGAAAAGAAAUUUAAAAAAUUUACACAUUUGGGUAAAAGAAAAUAACAAUUUUUUGAAGAAAAUCAACUCCAAUUUGAAAUUUCAGUUAUAUUUUCAAUUUUACAUUGAAAUCAUAAAAAGCAUUGCCACAAAUUCAGAUGAAACUUCGUCACUGGGAAAUGACGUUUAUAGAAGAGCAGUAUCAUUUUUAAAUGCAGAGCUAAUUCCAAUAAAUAAUGAAAAUUUUAACAAAUUUUUUAACGAAAUAAAAUUGGCCGGUAGUUUAAUGAUCAUCCCUCCCCAAUUGAUAAAAAAUUUUAUUAUGUUUGAAAAAAAUCAAGAAAUUUCUUCUAUAACUGCUGACAUAAAUCACAAUUAUUAUUCAAGCUCUCAUUAUUUAAAUUUCGAGAAAAACUUCAACUCUAAUAUUCAAUCUGAUGAUAUAAAUUCAUCAAAUUUGCUUUCGAAUUUAACUAAAUUUUACAAAUUGGUAUCUUAUAAAAGAUACAACUAUUUAAACGAAUUGUUUAUAAAUAACUAUAAUCAACUAUACGGCUUGUCAGAUGAUAAUAAUUUGCUAAUAUACCUUUCAUUGGGUCUAUCUGUUUUGAAAACAAGGUCCUGUAUUAGCAACUCUGAACUAAAAAACUAUCAUCCUCAUUCAAAUCCUUACUUGAACUCUUUACAAUCAAAAUGCAAAAAUUGCCCUAUCUGUUCCUCUUAUCAAGUAAUUAAGUUAGCAAAAAAUCUUCCAUAUGCUCACAAUAUAAAAUCCAACUUGGAUUUUUUUUACAAAGAUCCUAUUAAUUUACCUAACGGCAAUAUUUUCGAUCAACCUAAAUUGUUCAAAUUUAAUAAUAUCUUAGUUGACAAGUUUUUA